Molecule: messenger RNA, 960 nt
Organism: Perognathus longimembris pacificus (Pacific pocket mouse)
Lineage: Eukaryota; Metazoa; Chordata; Mammalia; Rodentia; Heteromyidae
Product: vomeronasal type-1 receptor 1-like
Exons: 3
Coding region: 1-960 (319 amino acids)
Biological process (GO): G protein-coupled receptor signaling pathway
Cellular component (GO): membrane
Molecular function (GO): pheromone receptor activity
Source: RefSeq, a predicted model, not a curated record
AUGACGGAGGAGGCCACAGGGCGUUUCCCCUGUCUUACCAGAGCCCUGCCGGCAGCUCAGAGCACAGUGGCCUCAGUACUCCACAGCAGCAAAGCCAACCUCUGGGCCCUGCCCAGCCCUGUGGUGACCCCAGCAGGGAAGUUUCUCACUGCACGGACAUGGAGACCCAUAGACCUGAUUCUCAACCAGCUGGUCUUUGCCAACACCCUGGCUCUUCUCUCCAAAGGCGUUCCUCACACAAUGGCAGCAUUUGGGAUGAAAUCUUUUUUGGAUGAGCCUGGGUGCAAGGUGGUCAUCUGUGUGUACAGAGUGUCCAGAGGGGUCACACUCAGCACCACCUGCCUGCUCAGCAGCUUCCAGGCCCUGAAACUCCAGCCCGGUGUGUCUGGCUGUGUGCAGCCCAGGCUGAGGUCUGCCAAGGGUGUCGCUCUCUGCUGUGCCCUCUGCUGGCUUCUGCAUCUCCUGUUCAAUCUGGCUUUUGGAAAAUGGAUAACUGUUCCCAAAGCUAGCAAAAACCUGACUGUAGAGACCAUGUACAGGUUCUGUUCCAUCCCUGCUGCAGGGGCAGAAACAGUCCUAACUCUAGCUAUGAUAUUCUUCAUCACUGACGCUAUGUUCCUGAGCCUCAUGGCCUGGGCCAGCGGCUCCAUGCUCCUGGUCCUGCACAGACACAGGCAGCGAGUGCAGUACAUCCACAGCCACACGCUCGGCCCCAGGGCCUCCUGUGAGAUGCGAGCCACUGGCAGCAUCCUGGUCCUGGUGAGCCUGUUCCUCUCCUUCUACUCUCUGUCCUCUCUCUUAUCCCUGUAUGCUUAUCUCCAGGUGGGGACCCCGAGUCCCUGGCUGGUGAGCAUGUCCUACUUGGUGUCCUCUGGCUUCUCCACCCUGAGCCCCUUGGUGUUCAUCUUUAAUGAUGCCCAUUUCUCAUGGCUCUGCUCUCCCCGCUACACAGGAAGAUAA